UCACCGAACAAAUACUCGCUGGUAUAAUUACGGCCUCAAAUAACGUUACAUAUAAUUUAUAUGAAUACCGCAACGAGCUGCAUGGCUAACUGUUUGACUUGACAUCCCGAGUGUUUAACAUUAUUUUAGAAAUCGCUAGUUUGUGGUCCAGUAUUGUCAUAAUAAAAAAAUGUUUCAGUCCAACGAUGAAUAUGAGCAAUGUCCGUAUGACAAAUCUCAUACGAUUUUGAAAACAAGGUUUCAUGUACACUUGGGACGUUGCAGGAAGAACCACAGAAAUCUUCAAAUGGUGACAUGUCCUUUUAAUGUAACUCAUGUAUUAUUCAAACCGGAACUGGAUUGGCACGUGAAACAAUGUCCUGACCGGGCAACCUUUGAGUUGCAAAAGUACCAGGAGGAACUGGCUGUGACGGGAAACUUUGGUGCACCUAGCACAUCGGCGCAAGCUGCUGCGCCAGUGGAACAAAUACCGUUGCAUACAGAAGAAAACUGGGAUGACUUGCCGCCUUCGUCCACGUAUAAUCCACAAGCAUAUGCGGCAAAUGCACCGGUGCUUAGAACAUUACAAGGCGAAUCAAAAUCUGUCAAAAGAAAAUUCCGUGCGAGAGAACGACUCCGCUUAUUGGGUAUUGACGAUGAUGGAUGGAACGAUAAUUAAUAUAAAUAUGUAAUGUCAAAAACACUUUUUACCUUAAUAGGUAAAAAAUUGUAACAAAAUGUGUGUAAUUACGAACAUCUUAACUUUUGUAUCGUGAUAUUUUUAACUAUAAAGUGAUUCUUUAAUUUGUGAAUUGUGUGCUUGCUGUUAGUGAAGCUUACACUUUUUAAAAAUAUUUGGAUUAUUGAUGUUUAUUGUUCAUAUUUGUACCCGUGAUUGUACAUAAAUUAAUUUGAUGUUAGAACUUGUUAUGCAGCCGAAAGCAUGUCAAUAUUUUAAUUGAUUACAGACUUAAAAAAUAUAUUUUUAUAAAGCAGAUCGGUAAAACCAGUAAAUAAAAUAUUUUCUUCAUUCGUUAGU
Messenger RNA from Anastrepha ludens (Mexican fruit fly), 1018 nucleotides. RefSeq names its product gametocyte-specific factor 1 homolog. The transcript has 2 exons. The record is from RefSeq and is a predicted model, not a curated record. NCBI's taxonomy places the organism in Eukaryota, Metazoa, Arthropoda, Insecta, Diptera, Tephritidae. Bases 170 to 658 code for a protein of 162 amino acids.